Messenger RNA from Drosophila subobscura, 1748 nucleotides. Its product is annotated as mitogen-activated protein kinase kinase kinase 7. Gene Ontology annotation, biological process: JNK cascade; positive regulation of canonical NF-kappaB signal transduction; protein phosphorylation. The coding region runs from base 90 to 986 and encodes 298 amino acids. The transcript is spliced from 5 exons. NCBI's taxonomy places the organism in Eukaryota, Metazoa, Arthropoda, Insecta, Diptera, Drosophilidae. The record is from RefSeq and is a predicted model, not a curated record. Gene Ontology annotation, molecular function: MAP kinase kinase kinase activity; ATP binding; magnesium ion binding.
ACUGCCUCGAUUCUUAUCAGCAUGGUAAAGGCGAAAAACGCAAACCGAUGCCGGUAGAACUUUAGUGAUAGCUGGAAAAGAGUCGAAACAUGACGGAGGCGGCAGCAGAACCAGAGAUAAUUCCAUUUGCAGAUAUCGCGCUGGGAGAGAUCCUUGGAAGGGGCUACUAUGGUCUGGUCUAUAAAGCCCUGUGGGGUGAUCUGCCGAUUGCCGUGAAGCAGAUAAAACAGGGCUUUGAGGACAAGGAAUUCAAGAGGGAGGUAAAGCAGCUAUCGAAGGUCAGCCAUGAAAACAUCAUACAGCUGUAUGGCGUCUCUGUGCACGAGAAAACUGUCCAUCUACUAAUAGAGUAUGUUGAAGGUGGAUCUCUGCACAAUUUCCUGCAUGCCGAAUGGCAGCCAAGCUAUACGUUAGCCCACGCCAUCAGCUGGGCACUCCAGAUCGCAGAGGGUGUUGCUUAUCUUCAUGCCAUGACACCCAAAGCGGUAAUACAUCGCGACAUAAAGCCGCUCAAUUCGCUGCUGGGACAACGGGGUCUCCAUGUAAAGAUCUGUGACUUUGGCACCGUCGUGGACAUGACCAGUUCGAUGACAAACAAUCGAGGCACUGUCCUCUAUAUGGCCCCCGAGGUAUGCAGGGGCAGACACUACACCGAGCUGUGCGAUGUACAUAGCUGGGCCAUGACCCUCUGGGAGAUACUGUCGCGCAGGCAGCCAUACGAGAAUCUUCUUACCCCGUACAUGGUGAUAAUGGACGUGAUCACAGGCCAAAGGCCACCUUUGGAUCAGGUAAUGGUGGAAUGUCCUGAGCACAUUAAGUGCCUGAUUAAGGACUGUUGGGAUAUGGAGCCCAGCAGCAGACACUCGAUGCGGCAUAUUGUCACGGUCUUAAGAGAGUUCAUGGCCAUAAAUGAGGACAAACUAAAGCCAUUAGACUAUGUGUUCAGAAACCAAACAGUGCUGCCAAUAGAACAUAAGGAUUCCUAAGAUUUGUGUUUAAAUUAUAAAUUAGAAUAAUAAAUCAUCGAGGAACAACCAAUUCAAUGAAUCGAUGCAUUUGUGUGUUUUUUUUGUUAAAGGAACCAGCUUUAAUUGAUCUCAUUUGAACGAUAUACAAAAUGGGGGGUGUUAUGUAGUCAAUUGGUACUUUUUCUUUUCUUUUUGUUAGAAAUGACAAAACAUAGUUAUUGAUUAUAUGUAGGUGGUUUAUAAAAUGUUUUUGUUAAUUGUUCGGUAUUAAUAAACAAGUAUUAAGUGUGAACAUUAACGCUAAUUUAUUGUUUCUGAAAUAUUUACAUUGUUACGGGGUUGUUUGGGUAGGGGAUCAUGGGAGUCAGCGUCGAAUAAUCAGGAGGGAUAAUACAUAUUUAGUUAUCUGUGGGCAUAGAGGGUAUGGUAUGGUAUGGCAUAUAGGGUUCUUCGAUCUGUUCUGUGCAUAUGUUUUGCAUCAUUUGGAUCACUAGCGAAUAUGUUGAUAGUUAAAUCAUUAAAGAAAAAAUGAAAUGUUAAAAUCUUUUAAUGUAUAAAUAUAGUUAUAUAUGUAUUGUAUGUGUUUUUGUAUAUAAAUAUGUUUUCUUUUGUUAAAAGAAACUAAGUCUCGAUGCGGUUCGAGUGUUAAUUUGUUGGUUGUUGCUGGAAAACCCCUAACUUUACUUAACGUAACGUAACGUAACGCUUUGCGGAGUUUCGCAUUUUAUAAUUGCUUUCGUUAAUAUGUUUUCUUUUUCCCUUCCCUUUCUUUUGUUGUUA